Eruca vesicaria subsp. sativa (arugula) is the source of this 1392-nucleotide messenger RNA. The record is from the annotation of a GenBank genome assembly. NCBI's taxonomy places the organism in Eukaryota, Viridiplantae, Streptophyta, Magnoliopsida, Brassicales, Brassicaceae.
AUGAAGAUCUUCAUACUCUCCCUCUUACUUCUAAGCAUCACCACGGUAAUCAAUUGUGGAAUAACAAGCAAAUAUGUCCGCCAAGCUCAACCAGCAAACGAGAUGUCUUUCGGGACAUUCCCUUCUCCUCCCGGUCACAAUGCUCCAGAACAGGUUCAUAUAACGCAAGGAGAUCGCGAUGGACGUGGCAUGAUUAUCUCGUGGGUGACACCGUUAAACCUAGCUGGUUCUGAUGUGGUUACUUACUGGAUCGCCAGUAAUGACAAUGACGUUAAGAAGUUAAAAAAGAAAGCCUCCACGUCGUCUUACAAAUUCUAUGACUAUGCUUCUGGAUUUCUUCAUCACGCCACCAUUAAACAUCUCGAGUAUGAUACUAAGUACAUCUAUGAGGUUGGUACUGAUAAAUCAGUUAGACAAUUCUCCUUCACAACACCUCCAAAGGUUGGACCUGAUGUUCCAUACACAUUCGGGAUUAUUGGUGAUCUUGGACAAACCUAUGCUUCUAACGAAACAUUGUACCAUUACAUGUCGAACCCUAAAGGCCAAACUCUUCUCUUCCCCGGAGACUUGGCUUACCAAGACCAUUUUCCAAACCAUGACCAGAGAAAAUGGGAUACUUAUGGAAGAUUCAUGGAGCCUUGCGCUGCUUACCAGCCCAUUAUCUAUGCCGUCGGGAAUCACGAGAUUGAUUUUGUUCCAAACAUUGGUGAGCGCCACCCAUUUAGGCCUUAUAUUCGCCGUUACCAUAACGCCUUCAAAACCUCAGGGAGCAUAUCUCCUCUUUGGUACUCAGUUAGACGCGGCCCUGCUCACAUCAUUGUCCUCUCCUCUUACUCCGGAUACGGCAAAUACACACCGCAAUACGUGUGGCUCGAGCAAGAGCUGAAGAACGUGAACAGAGAGGAGACUCCAUGGUUGAUUGUUAUGGUUCACUCGCCUUGGUACAAUAGUGUCAACUACCAUUACAUGGAAGGUGAGAGUAUGAGGGUAAUGUUUGAGUCGUGGUUUGUUAACAGCAAGGUUGAUUUGGUUUUGGCUGGUCACGUUCAUGCUUAUGAGAGAUCCGAACGUGUCUCCAAUAUUAAGUAUAAUAUUACCAAUGGCUUGAGCACUCCUGUGAAAGAUCCUAAUGCUCCAAUUUACAUCACAAUCGGAGAUGGAGGAAACAUUGAAGGAAUCGCAAAUAGUUUCACUGAUCCGCAACCAAGUUACUCGGCGUUUAGGGAAUCUAGUUUUGGUCAUGCUCUUCUUGAGAUCAAGAACAAGACUCAUGCACAAUACACAUGGCAUAGGAACCAAGACAAUGAGCCCAUCGCAGCUGAUUCUAUUAUGAUGUAUAAUAGAUACUUCUUCCCAAAGGAGGAGAUAGAUUCGGCCUGUUUUAUUUGCUGA